AUGGCGGAAGGACUUUCAUCAAACUGGAAAAGGCUGCAGGCUACAAUCAAAACGGAAUCAUCCACAACAGCCAACCCAUCUACCAAGAGGAAGGCCGACACUCCUGCUCCAACUCAGUCUAAGCGUCAAAAGUCUGAGAAAGCGAAAGCUCCUUCACACGCCAAUCCACAUCAAACAUCCCGUAGUGACAGCAAGCCGCGGGGAGGUGCCAUGGGCGUAUCUCAAUCGUCAGCUGUCGCGAAAGGAUCCUCAUCGACGGUAAAUCCUUCACUGGCGUUAUGGGCAAAAGAUUACGACAUCUCAGCCGAGUCCUUAGCUGAGGCAUACGGACUGGGCAUCAAACGCAAUGCUCUAGUGGUCUCAGAAAAACCUCGCGUUAACGAGGGUCUCGCUCCUGGUGUGGAGAUUGGAAAGUACGUCGCAAUGGACUGCGAGAUGGUCGGUGUUGGACCCGAUGGCCACGAUUCCGUCCUCGCUCGUGUCAGCUUGGUGGAUUUCAAUGGACGACAAGUCUACGAUUCCUUUGUGCGUCCAAGGGAGCGCGUCACAGACUGGAGAACGAAAAUAACCGGCAUAACGCCAAAACACAUGGCGACGGCCCGCGACUUCGACGCAGUCCAGCAAGAAAUCGCGGAUUUAAUCAAAGGCCGCAUUCUUGUGGGACACGAUAUACGCCACGAUCUUGCAGUGUUGAUGCUUACUCAUCCAAUAACGCACAUACGAGACACUGCUCGGUUUUCCGGCUUCAGACAAUACGGACAUGGGCCAAAACCGGCAUUGCGGGUACUGGCGAAAGAACUUCUCAAUCUUGAGAUUCAGACCGGGCACCAUUCUAGCAUCGAGGACGCCAAGGUUGCCAUGCUACUCUUUCGGAAGAAGAAGCCAGAGUUUGACAUGGAACACGCCAACAAGUUUGAAAGAGCGGAAGGGGCUGGACGCUCAAAAUCAAAACCGAAAUCCGGCAAAAAGAAGCGCUGA
Messenger RNA from Truncatella angustata, 978 nucleotides. Its product is annotated as ribonuclease H-like domain-containing protein. Gene Ontology annotation, biological process: rRNA processing; ribosomal large subunit assembly. NCBI's taxonomy places the organism in Eukaryota, Fungi, Ascomycota, Sordariomycetes, Amphisphaeriales, Sporocadaceae. Bases 1 to 978 code for a protein of 325 amino acids. The record is from RefSeq and is a predicted model, not a curated record. The transcript has a single exon. Gene Ontology annotation, molecular function: 3'-5' exonuclease activity; nucleic acid binding. Gene Ontology annotation, cellular component: nucleus.